This is a messenger RNA of Drosophila eugracilis, 1827 nucleotides long. Its product is annotated as kelch-like protein 40b. The record is from RefSeq and is a predicted model, not a curated record. Gene Ontology annotation, molecular function: protein binding. NCBI's taxonomy places the organism in Eukaryota, Metazoa, Arthropoda, Insecta, Diptera, Drosophilidae. The transcript is spliced from 2 exons. The coding region runs from base 33 to 1277 and encodes 414 amino acids.
CCUAUCCACAACCCAAAAUUCAAAUCGAGGCGAUGAGUACAGACGAGAAAGAUAGCAGUUCUCUCGAGAAACCGCCAAGUAGCACAGAAGUAAAAGACAAAGUAGAGUUAUGGAAAAUUAACAAAGAAACCAAAGAACUAAUUAUAAAAAACUAUUCCGGUAAUGGAAAUAGUACCUGGGAAACCCUGCCUGAAUGCAGCUUGGCGGAAAUGGGUUUUGCGGAAUGUAGUAAAGAUAUAAAGUUCCGAUUUGAAUUUGGCAAAGAGAAUAUAAUCAGAAAAAUAACCAAUAUAUUGCAAAACAAAAUUGGCACCGAUAUGGUCGUACAUGUGGGCGAUCAAGACUUCCCUUGUCAUUGGCCUGUUUUGUAUUAUUACUCGGAAUACUUUAAGAAAUUUGAGAAAGUGAAUGAUAUUUUCUUAAGCUCGGAUAAGGUCACUCCGAAGGGUUUCCAACUGGUCUACGAAUGGAUGACCGAUAUAAAUGCUGAAAUCCCAUGGAAAAACUUCGUAGAUCUCUAUAUGGCUGUCGAUUUCCUUAAAAUUUCAGAACUUCACGAACUAAUAUGUUGUCGUCUGGACAAUCCCAAGUUGCUCUCUGGAUUCGAAGCCUUCAAAUUUUUCUUGCAGACUUUGCCUUUGAAUUCUGCCUUGCUGCAGGAUCUUAUGUUAACUCGCAUUAAUAAAUAUUUUCUGUUGGCCGUCGCAACGGAGGAAUAUCUCAACCUAGAACCAAAGCACGUCUUCAAUAUGCUCAACCAGAUGAAUAUGUGUGUCAAUUCUGAGAUGGAGAUGUUUAUGAGUGGUGUGAGAUGGUUGCUUUAUGACUGGCCAAAUCGAAAACAGUAUGCGGUGACAAUAAUGCAGGCCAUUCGCUUUAAUUUGAUGCCAGCUUGGUAUACCACAUCUCUGAAAUCAAAACACCAAAAUGCGAAUUUCCAGGAACUAUUGGACAUUUCGGAAGUCCAAACUAUGAUCAAUCUGGGCAUGUCAUUCUCGGUAACCCAUAACUUCUUAGAUCCCAUAUCGCCGCUAAGGGAGCCACUCCAGAUGCAAAAGCCACACGACCGCCAGUGGGUCUUCAAUCCAAAGGUUUCACAUCAUCACAGAUGCGAAUGCCCCAAGUGGCGUUUCCUGAGUAUAGAUGUUUUCAACCAGUAUUUGCAGGACAUUAUCAAUGCAGCCAUUCAAUAUGUUCCCUCCCUGGAGAAUGUGAAGCCAGGACAGCUGAUGCCCUGCUGCCAGGAAGCGUUGGAAAAGAAAUCAUUAAAUACAUAAGCCAGUGGAGAGUCUCGACCCGCCCCCUCAGUGUGUGUGCAUGUGUAUUUGGAUGGCUCAAAAACACACCCUUGGGUGCCAUAUAAUUGCCACAAAUAAUUUCAUUAGCCGGGUCGCAACGUUUGGGCUUUGGUUUCGCAUUCGCAUUAAGCGUUUCCAAUUAGUUGAAUGGCUGGUAUUUUGCUCAAUUAAUUGUCAACGUUUAUGAACUAAGCACUUAGCUGUGUGGACAUCUGAAGGUGUGUGUGUAUUUGUUUUCCCCCCCCCCCACACACACACACACACACACAACACUCAUUCGAAUGCGAAUGCCAAUUCGAGCAAACAAACUACAAUCACACAUGCAAAUGUCAUUGCCCCGGGCUGUCAGAUCCGCAAGCCGCAAAGAAAGAAAAACAAUUUUUGUUUAAACAACACCAAAGCCAGGGCAAAUGCUGUAAAACCUGGCGGAAAAACAAACCAAUCGACGGGCAUAAUCAAAAUAUUUUCACAAAAAAUAACACAAUUAACAUGCAGAAAUCAGGAAACAAAAUAAAAUCGAUUUCGCGUA